Eimeria mitis is the source of this 777-nucleotide messenger RNA. RefSeq lists its product as uncharacterized. Bases 1 to 777 code for a protein of 258 amino acids. NCBI's taxonomy places the organism in Eukaryota, Apicomplexa, Conoidasida, Eucoccidiorida, Eimeriidae. The transcript has a single exon. The record is from RefSeq and is a predicted model, not a curated record.
AUGCCCCCAUGGAUUCUGUGUUUAGUGUAUGGAGCUGAGUGCUCAGCUGUACAGACACCGCAACCACAAGCAGCAAAGCAGCAGCUGCAGCAGCAGCAGGAGCAGCAACCCUAUCUUCAGCAGCAGCAGCAGCAGCAGCAGCAACAGCAGCAGCAACGCCAGUUCAAUCCCCAGAAGCAGCAACGACAGCUGCAUCUGCUACAGCUGCACCAGCUACAGCAGCAGCAGCAAAAACAGCAACAGCAGCAUCAACAGCAACCGCAGCAACAGCAGCAGCAGCAGCAGCAGCAGCAGCAGCAGCAGCAGCAGCAGCAGCAAACCUAUAAGUGUGAUGUUGCAGUGUUUGUUCCAAUCGAGGCAAUCAUUGGGGCCCUUCCAGCAGCUGAGGAGACAACAAAAAACACAAAAAGAGACAAAUGCAUAUUUAUCUCAGCAGCAGCAGCAGCAACAGCAGCAACAGCAGCAACAGCAGCAGCAGCAGCAGCAGCAGGGAAGGCAGAGGCAGAAGUAGCAGCAACAGCAACAGCAGCAGCAGCAACAACAGCAGCAACAACAACAGCAGCAACAGCAACAGCAGCAACAACAGCAGCAGCAACAGCAACAGCAGCAACAACAGCAGCAGCAACAGCAACAGCAACAGCAACAGCAGCAACAACAAGAACAGCAGCAGCAGCAGCAACAGCAGCAGCAGCAGCAGCAGCACUAACCGGACGCCAUCAGCCAGCUGAAAGAAGGUGCAACUGCCCCAGGCGUUUUUUUCGAGUUUUAGUUUAUUAA